AUGUCACCAAGGCUGAGCGCUGGUAAAAGGAAUCAUCACUGUUCUCUCAAGCGACACAAUGAGACAUCUCGGGAACUAAAACAAAUCAGAUCAGGGAGAAAGAAUUCCAUAUCAGACCAUUCUGGGUUUUUGUUUGGAUCUGUUAAUGAGAAAUCAGUGAUGGAGUUCGCCCCUGUUAACAACAGCACCGAGCCCUGGUGGCUGACCCCCUCGAUGUGGAAAGAGGUCUGCCCGCUCUCUCUGGGUGGCACAACCUUCCUGAUAAUGGCCUACAGUGCGAUGUUGGCAGUGGGUCUGGUGGGCAACACCUGCCUGGUCCUAGUCAUCCUGCGGCAAAAGGAGAUGCGCAACGUUACCAACAUCUUCAUUGCCAACCUUUCGUUCUCUGACAUCCUCAUGUGCGUCAUAUGCUUGCCCAGCACCAUAACCUACACACUGAUGGACAGGUGGAUUCUUGGAGAGGCUCUGUGCAAGCUGUCGCAGUACGCUCAGUGCAUGUCCAUCACGGUCUCCGUGUACACCUUGGUGCUCAUCACAUUGGAGAGGCAUCAGCUCAUCAUCCAUCCCACUGGCUGGAAGCCCGUGCUCGGGCACUCAUACCUGGCCGUGGGUGUCACCUGGAUUGUCGCGUGCUUCAUCUCGCUGCCCUUUCUGUCUUUCACUAUUCUAGUCAACUUCAAGGCACACAACUUUAGCCUUCCCAUAGGCUUCUCUGGCGACCAUCUGAUCUGCAUGGAGAUGUGGCCUUCAAAUGAAAAUCGCUUAGCGUACACCACAUCGCUGUUCGUGUUCCAAUACUGCCUGCCUUUGGCCCUCAUCGCCAUCUGUUACUUGCGCAUUUUCCUGCGCCUCAGUAGACGCAAGGACAUCAUCGAAAGGACGCGGGAUGCGGACCAACGCAAGGCCAAACACUCCAGGCGUAUCAACAUCAUGCUGGCUUCCAUUGUUGCGCUCUUUGCACUCUGCUGGCUGCCCCUGAAUGUCUUCAACACCAUUUUCGACUGGAACCACGAGAUCAUCACGUACUGCCACGACGCCGUCUUCUCGGUGUGCCACCUCAUAGCCAUGAUUUCUACCUGCGUCAACCCGGUCAUCUACGGCUUCCUUAACAACAACUUCCAAAAGGAGCUGAAGACGCUCCUCUACCAGUGCCGCUGCUGGCAGGUACCACAGAAUUACGAGAGCUUCCCGCUGUCCACCGUCAGCACGGACGUGACCAAGGGAUACGUUCUCAGCAACGGUUCCGACAGCAUCACCGUGUCAUCACAACUACAAGGAAAAGAGGUUUUGUAA
This is a messenger RNA of Trichomycterus rosablanca, 1293 nucleotides long. It is a transcript of the gene npy8br, whose product is annotated as neuropeptide Y receptor Y8b. Lineage: Eukaryota; Metazoa; Chordata; Actinopteri; Siluriformes; Trichomycteridae. The coding region runs from base 1 to 1293 and encodes 430 amino acids. Gene Ontology annotation, cellular component: neuron projection; plasma membrane. The transcript has 2 exons. Gene Ontology annotation, molecular function: neuropeptide binding; neuropeptide Y receptor activity. The record is from RefSeq and is a predicted model, not a curated record. Gene Ontology annotation, biological process: G protein-coupled receptor signaling pathway.